Molecule: messenger RNA, 1110 nt
Organism: Mercurialis annua (annual mercury)
Lineage: Eukaryota; Viridiplantae; Streptophyta; Magnoliopsida; Malpighiales; Euphorbiaceae
Exons: 4
Coding region: 52-819 (255 amino acids)
Biological process (GO): DNA damage response; fatty acid metabolic process
Cellular component (GO): mitochondrial matrix
Source: RefSeq, a predicted model, not a curated record
CCAAGAGCUGUACAACAGUUUGAACUUGCAUCUGCGGUGGCUCUUCUGAAAAUGGAAGACCAAGAAAGGCUUCUGAAACAAGUGUUCGGCGACUCAUCAGAAAGCGACGCCGACGAAGAACAUCAACCACCAUCACCCUACAACUCAGAAGUAAACGACGACGAAUGCCAUUCAACCGUCGAUCAAGCUACAAACCCUACUUGGGAACCAAUUAAGCAAAUCAACGGUCUAUGGCUUUGCAGAGACUUCCUAUCAUCCGAACAACAAUUUACACUGCUUUCCCAAAUUCAAAACGAAGGAUGGUUCACCGAGUCUACAAACAAUCAGGCUAUGAGAUUCGGAGAUCUUCCCUCCUGGGCCAUUCAGCUCUCCAAUUCAAUUCGUGAAAUAAUUCAGAUCGGCGAUCAUAUCUCCGGCGAAGGAAAAAACACUUGUCUCCUGCCGUCCAAUUUAUUUCGGAGAGAGCCUCCAUUUGAUCAACUAAUUGUCAAUCUAUACCAACCAGGUGAGGGAAUAUGUGCACAUGUUGAUUUAAUGCGAUUUGAAGACGGAAUUACCAUCGUCUCCCUGGAAUCAUCAUGUGUAAUGCAUUUUUCAAAAGUUGAAAAUGCAACAAUUGGGGAAGAAGAUCACCAGCUCGUGGACAGAAUUCCUGUUUACCUAACCCCUGGAUCUCUGGUUCUAUUAUCGGGGGAUGCUCGUUAUCAAUGGAAGCAUGAAAUUAAUCGCAAGCCAGGAUUCCAAAUUUGGGAAGGCCAGGAAUUAAAUCAAAAGAGAAGAACCUCCAUAACCCUAAGAAAACUUUGCCGUUCCAUCUGAAUUUCAAGGUGUAAGAAUUCAUGUUGAAAGUUUGGUGAUGAUGUUUAUGAAUUGUGGAGAUUGGAAGUGUGCGUUGCUGAGGAUUUUUAGGGGAGAAGGGUGGGUUUAAAUUAAGAGGAUGUGAUCGGUGGAUGGGGUUGACAGAUGGCCGGAGAAGAUGGAGAGCAAAUGUAGAGUAAGAUAACACGUGGAUGGCUUACAGUGAUAAGAAAAAAAUGAACUUAAAUUAUUUGUAGGUGUUUAAUGAAGUUGUAAUUAUCAUCCAAUAUACUUAUUUAUUAUGCUCUUCUA